Molecule: messenger RNA, 1120 nt
Organism: Oryza sativa Japonica Group (Japanese rice)
Lineage: Eukaryota; Viridiplantae; Streptophyta; Magnoliopsida; Poales; Poaceae
Product: ethylene-responsive transcription factor ERF014
Biological process (GO): regulation of DNA-templated transcription
Molecular function (GO): DNA binding; DNA-binding transcription factor activity
Source: RefSeq, a predicted model, not a curated record
AUCGAAGUGUCAAACACGCCACACACACACUGAGCAGCAGCAGCAGCAGCAGCAGCAUCAGACAGCGAGGCACAACGAGAGAUCACUUGCGUUUCAAGCCAUCAAACGUUUUGACAUGGUGAAGACGGCGGCGAGCAAUGGCGCGGCGGCGGCGAGGCGCGUCGGCGGCGGCGGUGAUGGGAAGAGGGCGGCGUACAAGGGGGUGAGGAUGAGGAGCUGGGGGUCGUGGGUGUCGGAGAUCAGGGCGCCGAGCCAGAAGACGCGGAUAUGGCUGGGAUCCUACUCCACCGCCGAGGCGGCGGCGCGCGCCUACGACGCCGCGCUGCUCUGCCUCAAGGGCUCCGCCGCCGCCGACCUCAACUUCCCCGUCCGCCUCCCGUUCGACCUCCCCGCCGCCGCCAUGUCGCCCAAGUCCAUCCAGCGCGUCGCCGCCGCCGCCGCCGCCAAUGCCAACGCCAACGCCAGCAGCAGCUGCAGCGCGGCCGUCUUCGCCGGCGUCGACGACAGCGGCGGCGCCAGCGCCAGCGAGGCCAGCACACCUGCCUGCAGCUCCAGCGAUGGUGCCGCCUCGCCGUCGCCGGUGAGCUCCCCGGAGACGGUCAUCAGCGACGUCGACGUGGACUACAGCUUGCUCGCCGACAUCGAGGCGUUCUUCCAGUCUCCCAAGUGCAUGGAGUACGCCAUGAUGGACCCGUGCAGCGCGUUCUUCGCGCCGCCGCCGCCGCCGGCGAUGGCGAUGGAGGAGGAGUGCGGCUGGGAGGAGGAAGGCGACAUUGCGCUCUGGAGCUUCUCCUCUCUGGACUGAAGUGGAGUCAAAGAGGAAGAAGCAAUUGAGCAACUGACUAAUCGUUAUUAAUCUCAAGUAAUUAAUCAGAAAUGGCCAUGCAUGGUAUGAUAUAUUAUACAGUAAAUUUAAUUUCAUAUAUAUGAUAUUUUGAUUCGAUUUUCGAUGUAGACAUUUGUAAUAAUUGAGCUAAUGAAGCAUUUCUGGAGGAGCUCUCAUGGAGCUACAUGUUUUAAGGUAGCUUUCCAUGGAGUUAACCUCCUUACAACUGCUUGUUUCAUUUGUAAAAGUUACUUGAAAAGUACAAUAUGGAUAAACAAGUAUUAUGGCAUCUCA